AGUUAUUUUAUCAUAAUUAAAAAAUAAUAUGAGCACCAGUAAAAACCGCUACAUGCAUUAUUCUUUGAUAUUUCUUUAUAUUUGAGAAGAAUAUUGAUGAAAUAAGCUCUGGUAGAUAAAAAUAACCUUGUCAAUCCAUCAUGUCUGAAUACUGGAAGUCUCAACCUAGAAAGUUCUGUGAUUUCUGCAAAUGUUGGAUUACAGACAAUAAACCAAGUAUAGACUUUCAUGAGAAAGGGAAAAGGCACAAAGAAGCUGUCAAACAGAAAAUUGAUCAGUUAAUGAAGAAGGGUGUAGCAGAUGAAAAAAAGAGACAGAAAGAAAAUGACUACAUGCAGCGUAUGGAAAAGGCUGCUCUGGAGGCUUUCAAGAGAGAUAUAGAAGAAAAUCCAGAACUUGCGAAGCAAUACAAAGUUAAACAACCAGAAGUGUUUGAAGGUCCACAGUUGCCGGAAGGUUUCGUUCCUUCAAAGAGUUCGGAAGAAGAUGGAGAGAAGGAAGGAAGUACAGAAGAAACAGAGAAACAAGAGGAAUGGUAUGAGGCUAUGUCAGAAAUGGGAUACCCUUAUUACUGGAAUACAGUCACUGGAGAGUCAGUAUGGGUUGCACCAGAGAAGUAUGUGUCCCUGGCAGAUCAGGGUCUUGAACCUGCACCUUCCAGUCAAAAUCAGGAAGAAAAUGUUCAAGAAAAAGAGCCAGAACCAAAGACUGUAGAAGAGAUACCUCUGCCCCCAGGGAUUGAGUCAAUACCCCUGCCAGGGGAGGCAGAACCUCCAUCCCCACCUUCACCAGAGGAGAGCGAAUCUGAGGAUGAAGAAGAGGGGAAACAAGACCGUAGUUCUCGAGGAGUGUAUGGUGUGUGGGCACGUGUUCAGAAAGAAACAGCACAAGAGGAGGUAGAUCUGCAAUUACCUAAAACUGAAAGUUAUGCAGAGACAAUAGCUAUACCAAUACCUGUGGAAGAAAAAGUGAAAUUUAAAGAAAAGAAAGUGACUUCUCUAGGUUCAAACAAAGGUGGACCUGUGGCGUUCAAAAAAAGAAAGCUUGCUAGUGGUGCGAGAAAUGUCCGCAGACGUGAUGAUGAAGACAACUGAAAAUCUAUUUAGAAAUAAGGUUUAAAUGUAACACAAGUGUUCCGGCCCAUGGAAUGAAAUACAUAUGAGCCGUGCCAUGAGAAAAUCAACAUAAUGGGUUUGCGACCAGCAUGGAUCCAGACCAGCCUGCGCAUCCGCGCAGUCUGGUCAGGAUCCAUGCUGUUCGCUUACAGUUUCUCUAAUUCCAAUAGGCUUUAAAAGCGAACAGCAUGGAUCCUGACCAGACUGCGCGGAUGCGCAGGCUGGUCUGGAUCCAUGCUGGUCGCAAACCCACUAUGUUGGUUUUCGCAUGGCACGGCUCAUAUAAUUUAUGCAAGUAAUGAUAUACAGAUGAACUGGUGAAAAGGUGAUUCUGGAGUUAUUUGAGAGGCUUUAAUUUAUUGAUGAAAGAAUGAAAGCCAAGUAUGGUAUACAUGUAAAUGGGUAAAAAAAAGCAUUGCAUUGAAUUAAUUAGAGAGAUAGUUUGCAAAUGCUGUAGCAAAUUACUUCAAACAUUUUAUUCUUACAGUUUCAUAGCUGUUUUAUACAAAUCCUCAAGUUUGAAAAAUACCUUUUCUUUGGAAUUUUUUUGGAGAACUUUGAUAAUACACCCUUAGAAGACAGUACUCAGUCUGUUAUAUUGACAAAAUAUACAUAAUUAAUAACGUGUUAUUUAUGUGUGCUAUAUCAUAUUUCACUGCAAUUUUUAAUGAAUUUUUAUUGCAUUAUGCAUAAAGUAUGUUUUAGCAGAUUACUAAUGUCUGCUAUUUGAUACUGUCAGUUGAUACGCAGGUUUGAAUUGGUAAUGGACUAUUGAUGCAUUCAAGUAUGGUCUAAGGGCUUGUAUUGCAUAGAAGGACUAGGAGAGUACUCAUACAUUUUUGUUAUCUAUUGAAUAUUUAAAGUUUACAAUCUGUGAAAUACAGUACAACUCAACGAGACCACCUAGGGAAAGGCCAGCAAAACUGUCUUUUAAUACAGGAUUUGUUCUUUAAUAAAAUAAAAAGGAAUGGAAAAAGUUGUCUCAUAAUGCAGUUGAUUUUUCUUAAUAGAAAGGAUCUCUUGAGCAUGUUCGACUUGUAGGAGCUUGGGAUCCUGAACGAAGAUUUUUCGGCCUUGUCCGACCUUUUGUAUUGCUGAAAGAUGUCUAUCUGAGUUUGUGAGUAAUUAUUUUAAAGUUUAGAUUAUGGAAUCUUUGGAUCAUAUUGGUAAAGGUCAUAAGAUCCUGCAAUACAGUAAGGUUGGACAUGGCUGAAAAAUCUGCAUUCCCGAUCCAGAGCUCCUGUGGUUUGACUGUAUUUGUAAUUAUUUUAAAUUCAUAUGAACAGCCGUUUCUUACGUAUUUAUCAAUCCCUAGACAUUUUAUACAAAAAAAAAAUAUGAAGUAUGUAAUCACUGAAACAUGAAUGCGAUUCAACGUUAAAAUGGUAUAAAAGAAGAUAGAAGUGUAAGAUUUACGUACACCAUUGAGACCAGUAUGUAUUGUAUUGCAAAAACAGCUCUAAUAUUUAUAGAUCAUUUUGUUACCUUUGUAUUGUAACGAGUUUAUUUUGUUCUUUCAAUGACUAUGAAGCAAAAUAAAUAAAUCAGAAACAAAACCAUGCA
This is a messenger RNA of Mercenaria mercenaria, 2678 nucleotides long. Its product is annotated as WW domain-binding protein 4-like. The coding region runs from base 141 to 1094 and encodes 317 amino acids. The record is from RefSeq and is a predicted model, not a curated record. Gene Ontology annotation, biological process: mRNA splicing, via spliceosome. NCBI's taxonomy places the organism in Eukaryota, Metazoa, Mollusca, Bivalvia, Venerida, Veneridae. Gene Ontology annotation, molecular function: protein binding; RNA binding; zinc ion binding. Gene Ontology annotation, cellular component: nucleus; precatalytic spliceosome. The transcript has 9 exons.